CGUUGGUCGGGGCCACGUGGACAAGUCAACUCUCCUGGUCAUUCACCAUGACCUGAGCCCCAGGACUCAUCAUACCUACAGCUCGUGCUGAACCACUCGCUUCUCCAGCUGUGCGCCCGCCACAGCUCAACGUGGUGUAGCGGGCACAAAGUUGGAGAAGCGACUGGUUCAACACCAGAUCAUGUAGAGCAUUUCCCAUUUUGCCUCGUGUAGUAUGCGUUCUCCAACUUCCGCGCGCUCCCCACGCUUCAUCGCCGCUGCUGGCACCAGUCAGCUACAGAAGAUUUCUUCCCCUGUUCCAGCCUACUACGACGAUCUCAAGUCACCUGCUGAGCUGGAAGGAGGAGCUCUUCGACCUGGCGGAGCACCUGCAUCGCUCUACUCAUGGCAGAAUAUCGGUCUCGCAGCGCACCAAAUCUCCGUGGCCGUCGUGUACGGGUCGAUCUCUGGAGUGAUCUACUCAGUGCUCAACAACUACCUCAACAUGAGCGCAGUACUCGUCGCUACGGCCACAGCUCUGGUCAAGGUGCCGCACGCUUUGCGAGUCUUUACUGGCCUCGUCUCGGACUGCUACCCCCUUUUCGGAUACCGUCGUCGUCCGUACAUGGUUUGUGGAUGGGCCAUCUCGUUCGUCUGCUGUUUGAUCAUGGCCGUGGUUCCCUUGGGUAAUCCGUACUACGGUGACUCGUCACUUGCAGAGAUCCCAGAGAGUGACUGGACGACGGAACAACAAACCAUGAUCAACUAUGAUGCUCCCAAUAAAGGUAUCAAACUCAUCAUUCUCUUCAUGCUAGCACACCUCGGUACCAUCGUCGCGUACGGCGCAGCAGAUGGUUACUUGGUGGAGCUUGCGCAACGUGAGCCAGAAGCUAUUCGCGGCUCUAUUCAGACAGAUAUCGCGAUCGUCACUGCGGUCGCUGGUAUUUUGACGUCCUUUAUGACGGGUAUCGGACUCAACAGUGAAGCUUACGGUGGUACCUUUUCGUGGGAUAUGGGUUUCGCUGGUGUCAUGGGCGUGUGUGCGGCCUUCUCGCUAGUCACUAUCCCGCUCUGCUGGUUCUGCGUGACUGAGGAGAAAGCCACAGCACAACCCACACGAGCGUUCUUCGCCUACCUAUACGACUUCAUGCAGUAUCGAGUCAUCUAUCAAGUGCUGGCGUUCCGGUUUUUCAACCACAUUUUCUCCAACUUCUCCGUCACCGCCGAGAGUAAAAUCAAGAGCAUCUGGUCGAAUGUGACGCCCUUGAACGACGGUAUUGCGAGCAUGAUUUCUUCCAUCGUGAGCUUCGUGGCGCUGUAUAUGGUGCGCAAGUGGGGUCUCCACUGGAGUUGGCGCUGGGUUGUCGUCAUCUGCCAGAUCUCGGUUGUCUUUAUAGACUGCUUCCCUACGUUCUUCACUAUUUGGGAUGUGUAUCGAAGCCAAUGGUUUUGGCUUGGGGUUCCCUUACUCGCCGAGGUGCCCAGCAGUAUUGGGGAGUUGAUUGCAAAGUUUUUCGUGAUUGAAAUCGCUGAGCCAGGCAGUGAAGCUACGAUCAUGGGUCUGAUCAUCAGUAUCAACAACAUCGGUACGCCAUUUUCCACCGUCAUGUACAAGUCCAUCGACUCGCACUUCAGCAUCGCAGCCAAGGAUAUCAAGAAAGACACUCAUGAGGUCCGCAUGGAUGUGACUUACGCGUACUUGAUCGCGUAUGCGUUCAACUUGGCGUCGAUAGUGUUUGUGUACUGGCUUCCGAGACAGAAGGAGCACGUUCACGAGUUGAAACGCACGGGCGGCAAGAGCAAGUGGAUGGGGAUUCUUACGAUCUGCUACAUUUUGUUUGGGUUCUUCUGGGUGGUAUUGACGAACGCCUUAACACUGUCGACCUCCACCAGUUGUCUGCGUAUCGCCGGUGGAAGCGGAUGCUAAGUAGGUGAGCGUUUUAAGCAAGGACGUCUGAUGACGGCAAUGCUAAAUAAAAAGUGGUAGGAAACGCUUGUUGUUCAAAACAUAUUUGCCAAUUAAAUCCAUGAAGCAGCUC
This is a messenger RNA of Phytophthora nicotianae INRA-310, 2018 nucleotides long. RefSeq lists its product as hypothetical. The coding region runs from base 215 to 1906 and encodes 563 amino acids. Lineage: Eukaryota; Oomycota; Peronosporomycetes; Peronosporales; Peronosporaceae. The record is from RefSeq and is a predicted model, not a curated record. The transcript has a single exon.